Molecule: messenger RNA, 1454 nt
Organism: Euleptes europaea (tarantolino)
Lineage: Eukaryota; Metazoa; Chordata; Lepidosauria; Squamata; Sphaerodactylidae
Gene: IFNAR2
Product: interferon alpha and beta receptor subunit 2
Exons: 8
Coding region: 1-1428 (475 amino acids)
Molecular function (GO): interleukin-22 receptor activity; protein binding
Source: RefSeq, a predicted model, not a curated record
AUGGCAUUUUUCAUGGGACCAUUGAAUUUCUAUAGAUUUGCAUACAUCAGUACUAUGACUUCGGUUUUGUACAGUAUACCUGGAACAUCAGUAUCGCCACUCAACCUGACACUAAAACCACGGAAUUUUGAGUACAUUUUGUCGUGGGAGGCUGGAAAUAAUACACAGGCACCAACCUACUACAGUGUGAUUUUUCAAAACAUCAAGGAGUGCUCCAAUAUUACACAUUUGUUCUGUAAUCUGACAAGAGAGUUUUCAGAUCCUUUAAAGAACUAUGUGAUAGUAGUGAAGACGUUCCCAGAAUAUGCAACAAAUUAUUCCGCCUACACGUUCACUCCAUACUUAAAUACAUGCUUAGGACCCCCUGAGUUUAAUAUUUCUGCUUGUUCAAACUGUGUUAAUGUGACAGUGAAAAUCCUUUCUUCAUUACUUGAUAUAUAUGAACAAUUGGAUUAUACAAUAAAAUUGAAAACUGCAGAUACUGAAGAGCAGGAUAUUGAAGACAAUAAUACAACAAAAAGCGAGAGUUUUGGCACUGUUUUUCCAGGUUUGCUUCAAAACACAAAAUAUUGUGUUUCUGUUGAUGUGCGCUCUUCUCUAAAUAAAAUGUGUAUUCCAUCUCCCUGGAAAUGUAUUGUGACCAGUUCCAAGGAUAAAUCAGAUUAUGUUAUCCCAGUUGUCUGUGGCAUAUUUGUGUCACUAGCACUUGGAAUGACUAUGCAGUUCCUGUACAAGGCAGGCUUUGUAAACUUAAAAUCGAAAGAACGCCCAAAGGUUUUGGAAGCCACACACAACUUUAACUAUUCAGUCUUUGACUCUCAUCCUGAAGAAGUGCACACUAUUCAGAUGAUCCAGGAGCGGGGGGAAACAUCUGAGGAAAAUAGUUAUGAUGGUGAAAGUGGUAAUGAAAAAGAUGGCAUAUAUACUAAUCACAGGCCCUUGGGUACAAUUUCAAAAUCCCAUUCCAAGGCAGACAUCGAAGAUACAGCAUCUAUAGGCUGUUCGUCAACUGCAAGUGACUGUCAAAUAUCUGAAGUGUUAGACACUGAAGCAGAAGACUCUCAAUAUGAUGUAAAGAAAGAAGAUAGCGCAGCUGACCAGAUGUUUUAUCCUUCUAAAAGGAACUCCACUUCCAUGCCCAAGCCAGAGGGUGGUGGCUGUUUAAAUAUCAACUUAAAUACUGUGAAGCUAGAAAUAUCCAAUACAAAGUGGGAUGCUUUGGCAACACUAAUCCCCUUUCAAGAAGACACAUCAGACUUGAUGGAACCAUGUGAUCCUGAUGCCUCUGAACCAAAACAUUUUGCUAACAUAGUGGAUAUGCAGAGCUCUGGUAUUCAUGACCUCUCAUCUACAUGGCAAAAUUGUAGUGGGUCAGAAGAAAGCGAGUCAUCAGAGUCAGAAAUGGUUGGUGAAUACAUGAGAAGAUGAAUUAAUGGACAGAAAAGUUACUACUU